AUGCCAUAUAUAAAACCUGAACUGGCUACAGCUUCCAGUUCAGAGAAGCCGCCCAGCAAUGCCUUUGAGCAACUAGUUCAAGAUCUCAGCGAAGCUCUAGGGCCUAGCUCGGGUCUAGACUCCGAUGAUGUCGAUCCCCUCAACAUCCAGCUCCUAAUGGAAUGCUAUACCUCGAAUCCAGAAGAAUGGCAACAAUUCGCCUUGGGGGACCCCAGUAGGAGAUACACGAGGAACCUCAUCGACGAAGGCAAUGGGAAGAGUAAUCUACUGAUUCUGGUUUGGAGUCCGGGUAAAGGGAGCGUGAUUCAUGACCACGCCAAUUCUCAUUGUGUGAUGAAGAUCCUCAAAGGCUCUCUCCAGGAGACUCUAUAUGCGUGGCCUGACAAAAAUAAGAUCAAUCAAGGCGAGCCAUCGCCUCCCCAGAUCAAAAGGGUCACCACUUACGACGAGAACCAGGUUACAUAUAUGUCUGAUAAGCUGGGUCUACACAAGGUAUCCAAUCCAGAUCCCGACAAUUUUGCUGUGUCCUUGCAUCGUAUGUAUCCUGUUUUCUUAUAA
Messenger RNA from Aspergillus tanneri, 558 nucleotides. RefSeq names its product putative cysteine dioxygenase Cdo1 (gene CDO1). Gene Ontology annotation, molecular function: ferrous iron binding; cysteine dioxygenase activity. NCBI's taxonomy places the organism in Eukaryota, Fungi, Ascomycota, Eurotiomycetes, Eurotiales, Aspergillaceae. Bases 1 to 558 code for a protein of 185 amino acids. The transcript is spliced from 4 exons. Gene Ontology annotation, biological process: L-cysteine catabolic process. The record is from RefSeq and is a predicted model, not a curated record.